Molecule: messenger RNA, 1917 nt
Organism: Pestalotiopsis fici W106-1
Lineage: Eukaryota; Fungi; Ascomycota; Sordariomycetes; Amphisphaeriales; Sporocadaceae
Exons: 3
Coding region: 1-1917 (638 amino acids)
Biological process (GO): secondary metabolic process
Molecular function (GO): CoA-ligase activity
Source: RefSeq, a predicted model, not a curated record
AUGAAAAGCACAACGGAGGUUACGGCUCCGACUGAGGAUCUCGUGUCCUUUGCUUUCAACAAGCAGAACACCUUUGAUGACUCAAAGCCGUUGUACAUCAGUGCCGAUGAUCCGCAGCAGUCACUGAGUUACGAACAAGCCUUGCGAUAUAUCCGACAGUUGAUUUCUGGACUCAAAGCUUUUGGACUUGCAGAUGGCGAUACCGUACUCGUACAUCUUUUCAACAACUAUGCCUACGCGCCCAUCCUUCUCGCCAUUGUCGGGGCCGGAGGCGUCAUCUGUGCCACCAAUCCAACGCUCAAGAGUGAACUCGUCAAUAUAUUUGACAUUGCACGGCCUACUUUCGUCAUUACCACGUCGGAUCUUUUGAUCAACUUGCAAAAAUGGGUGCCCGGCAUCAGCCUUGACCAGGUCCUGAUUUUUGACAAUCUCAUGUCUCCAAGAUGCCAUGGUAGCGCUCCGAAUUCUGGACCCGGCCAAACAAGUCUCGAUCCGUCUCUUUUGAGCCAUGGUGAGCGGGACUGGAAGAGACUGCACACGGAAGAGCAAAUGAGGAAGACACCAGCUUCAUACUUUUUGACAUCGGGCACAACGGGCUGUCCCAAACUAGCCACCUUGUCGCACUACUCCAUGGUUUCCCAUUUCAUUCAAAUCCACCAAGAGGUACCCUAUGAUGUAGUAAGGCUGUGCUGUCUGCCACUGUUCCACAUAUUUGGCAGUGCCUGGGUAAUGGCGCUGACCAUUCGCCACGGUCAGCCAGUCUAUGUCAUGCCUCGGUUUGCCAUGGACAAAUACUUGGAGUAUGUUGAAAACUUUCAGAUCACGGAGAGCUGCUUAGCACCCCCAAUCGUCGAACAGUUGAACAAUCUCGAUCCACCUCCCAAAAGUCAGCUGGCAUCUCUCCGUUUUGUCACUGUAGGAGGCGCGCCCAUUACGGCCGCCACCAUGUGCACAUUCAGGUCAAUGCUACAUGAUGCGGCGACAUUAAGUGGAUGCUAUGGUGCAACGGAGAUGGGCACCAUUAGCAUGUUUCGGUACGGAGAGGAAGUCGACUAUGGCUCCGUCGGAAGGCCGCUGCCCGGAGCCAAGAUAGACUUGCGGCCAAUUGAGGCCCGUCAGAUUGGUCUGACGAAGGGUUCUGCAGGUACGGAAGCCUGGAGCGAGAUUGUCGUCUCAGUGCCCUCUCAUAUGGAGAGAUAUCAUGGAGAAUUUGACAACAGCAGCGUCAAUGUCCAGUGGUAUCGUACGGGUGACCUAGGGCGGAUGGACAAGGACAAACUGUACAUUGUCGGCAAGGCCAAAGAUAUUAUGAAAGUGAACGGUUUUCAAGUCUCGCCGACCGAGAUCGAGGCCGUUCUGCUUCGGCAUCCGGACAUUGUCGACUGUGCUGUGUCCAAAGUCGUGCAUAACGAGGCCGAAAUGCCACGCGCGUACGUGGUGAGGCGUAAUCAGACCCUUUCCGAGGAUGAUGUUGUCGACUUUUCCCGACGGCAGCUGAUCAGCUACAAGGCAUUGACGGGCGGCGUGGCUUUUGUUCAACGAAUACCAAGGCUCGCCAGCGGUAAGAUCCAGAGAUACAAGCUUGUUGAUAUGCCACUAGACACAGAACCCGAUAGGCAUACAGAAGAAGACGAAGGCGAAGAAGGAGAAAUAGAAGAAGAAGAAGAAGAAGAAGAAGAAGAAACAGGCGCCGGGCAAACUUGUGCACGCUCUACACGCAUUCUUCGCAAUCUUGUUCGCCGUGCGGGCUUGAGCGGGAGCUGGGUCAUUCGGAGGCUGGCGUCAGAGCGCUGGCUAUCGAAUGAGCAUUGGGGUCAAUGGUCGGCUCCAAGCAUUGGACUAUUGAGCUGCGCAAUCGGAAUCGGGAUCUGGUACAUGAGAGCAUUUGGUCAGGAGGAUUCUAGGCGAGAGAGCUGA